Messenger RNA from Durotheca rogersii, 696 nucleotides. Its product is annotated as Imidazoleglycerol-phosphate dehydratase-domain-containing protein. Gene Ontology annotation, biological process: L-histidine biosynthetic process. Gene Ontology annotation, molecular function: imidazoleglycerol-phosphate dehydratase activity. The record is from RefSeq and is a predicted model, not a curated record. Bases 1 to 696 code for a protein of 231 amino acids. Lineage: Eukaryota; Fungi; Ascomycota; Sordariomycetes; Xylariales; Xylariaceae. The transcript has 2 exons.
AUGGGCAGCGGUCCCACCGCCCAAAGGUGGGCGGCGCUCUCGCGCGACACCAACGAGACCAAGAUCCAGCUCGCCGUGAACCUCGAUGGCGGAGACUUCCCUCCAGAUACAGACGCCCGCCUGCUUGCCUCUCUUGCCGCCGCCAACGGCCACGCCAGCCAGUCUAGCAAGUCCCAGGUCAUCAGCGUCAACACCGGAAUCGGCUUCCUCGACCACAUGCUCCACGCCCUGGCCAAGCACGCCGGCUGGAGUCUCGCGCUCGCGUGUAGCGGUGACCUCCACAUCGACGACCACCACACCGCCGAAGACUGCUGUCUCGCGCUGGGGUAUGCUUUCGCGCGGGCACUGGGCAGCGCCACGGGGCUGGCGCGGUUCGGUUCGGCGUACGCGCCGCUGGACGAGGCGCUGUCGCGGGCGGUGGUGGACCUGUCGAACCGGCCGUACAGCGUCGUCGAGCUGGGGCUGCGGCGCGAGAAGAUUGGCGACCUGAGCUGCGAGAUGCUGCCCCAUUGCCUGCAGAGCUUCGCGCAGGCUGCCCGCGUCACCCUCCACGUCGACUGCCUGCGCGGCGAGAACGACCACCACCGCGCCGAGAGCGCCUUCAAGGCCCUCGCCGUCGCCAUCCGCCAGGCCACCUCCCGCAUCCCCGGUCGCGAGGGCGAGGUCCCGAGUACCAAGGGCACGCUAAGCGUGUAG